Messenger RNA from Soboliphyme baturini, 2001 nucleotides. The record is from the annotation of a GenBank genome assembly. Lineage: Eukaryota; Metazoa; Nematoda; Enoplea; Dioctophymatida; Soboliphymatidae.
AUGAGUUCGGCGUAUUUCCGUGUACUGUUGCAUUUCGUCUUUUGCAGCAUGCAGACCAAUGCGAUGGGCGUAGCCGAAAAUCUCUUAUUUUCGUUGGUUUCAUUCGAAAGCGAUAUGGAAAACUGCCAGUUCAGAGCAAGAUGGUGGCCAGCCUUUAGGAACUACGUCAAGGGGCAGGUGUGCAUUGCCUCAUCAUCGCUGCUUUUGCGAAAGAAGUUUCCUGUCACAGAAGAGAUAAAGCUAUUCAGUCAUUGCGCGGUGUAUUACGCACUGGCAUUGCAAUUUCUUCGAUCAUUGGAUCUCCCUGCCGAUGAACAGAUGGAAAAGUGGUGGGUUCAGAAUGUGUAUUUUUGCACCAUUGAAGCAGAAGUGCUUCUGGAACGCAUGAAGAUGUUUUUGCAGUCGCAUGGGGCAUUGUGCGACGUUGACACCAAUUUUGCGACGGCUGAGAGCCUUUUGAGCGCGUUUUCGCUCGUGUUUCCGUCCCGAUUUUUGUCCCGGAUGAAGAAGAAUUGUUUAUCGACCACUUUGAGCCAACCGAUAGUCGAUACGUUUCCGAUGCCGCGACACGAAUUCGAUCGGUGUCUGAGAGAAUUUAUGGGACGCAGCAACACUCCAGACUCUCUCGACCGCGUUCUUUGGAUUUUCAAGGAUUUUUGGAACUCACAGUUGUCCAGCCUUGACUGCAGUGACAAAUUUCAUGGCAUCAUCUCACAAUUGUUCGACAAUUUGCAGUGUUUUCCAGAAAACUUCCAACACAUUUCGAUUGAAUCCAUAAGCCUGUUGGAUAUUUAUGUUUUUUUGAAUCGCUGCGUAUUCGAAUGGCCGAAGACGGCGGAGGUCUCCAAAUUAUCAUACUUGCCGGGCGACGUUUUGUCGAACAAGUGGGAGCGUGAGUGGUAUAUGGCGGUGCUGAAACUUUCUAGAGAUAUUGCCAGUGGAAAAGACCGUGUCCGAGUUUCAGAUGGUCUCGAAGUAUUGCGCCUGCGUUGUAACCCGGAGCGUGAGAUUCAGUUGUUGAUCAGUACUGUGACGCUGUUGGAUCGACUGAUGAUGUUCAUGAGCAAGAACAAUUUUGAUCGACAGAACAUUGUGCGUGUGUCUGACUACGCUGUAGAAUAUUGGAAGGUCAUCGGUCGCGUUGUUUCCUCCAGUCGAAUACCAAGUCAAAAGAUUGCUGCUGAUACAUACGCUCCGCUGACUGCGUCUGAUAGAGAUUAUUACUUUCAACUAAGCAAAUACUUCCAAGCGGUGAAUAACAUUUUUCACGACUCUAACGAUGACGCACUAAAGGCGUUGGAACAUCUGGAAACGCCCCUUGCGUUGUAUGGUCAAUAUUUGGCGUACAAAAAAAAAGCUGAGGCAUUGCCUUUGGGUUUACAAGAUUCUUCGGUUUCGACGGAAAAACAUUCUUUACUCCAGAAGGCCUUUAGUUCGCUGCAAGCUUUCGAAAAGCGAAUUGGCGAAGACAUAAAGGCAAGUUCUUGUAAGCAAUGUGGAUUUUCGGUUGAUGCUGAGGUAAUAAAGGCUGAACGCACGGCGCUUGACGCUCUUCUAACGAAAUGCAGUAUGCCGAUCGUGACGGCAACAAGUACAAAUCAUGUCGAGGGCGGUGGCGCAAGGUCGACGGAACGAGGCCGAAUAAGUGCCGACAACGGCGGAGAAGGUUUCUCACCUGCCAGUGGUUCCAGUCAAAAAACCACCGCCGAUAUGCUGGCAGAAAUUCUGUGUCGUGUUGCUGAAGUAUACGACUAUUCUGUGCAUAAGCAAAGCAGCAGCUCUUCUAGUGAUCUGAAAACGGUGACCGAUACACUGAGCGCCACAAUUCAUAUGUGGAGCACAUCGAUGCGAGAGCUGAGCCAACAGAUCGUCGAGCCAGUGCGCCAGUUAACAGAGUCAAAUCAAAAGCUGGUCGAGGAAGUGCUGCGCCUUAAGGUGUGUGGAAGCGAUCGGCUUCAAGCAACUUACCUAGUGACGUUGUUCGAGACUCUGAGGUUCUAA